Messenger RNA from Pezoporus flaviventris, 2115 nucleotides. It is a transcript of the gene NKX2-2, whose product is annotated as NK2 homeobox 2. The coding region runs from base 1136 to 1933 and encodes 265 amino acids. The transcript is spliced from 3 exons. NCBI's taxonomy places the organism in Eukaryota, Metazoa, Chordata, Aves, Psittaciformes, Psittacidae. Gene Ontology annotation, molecular function: RNA polymerase II cis-regulatory region sequence-specific DNA binding; DNA-binding transcription factor activity, RNA polymerase II-specific. Gene Ontology annotation, biological process: regulation of transcription by RNA polymerase II; cell differentiation. The record is from RefSeq and is a predicted model, not a curated record. Gene Ontology annotation, cellular component: nucleus.
UUCCAGCGUUCAUCCCUAAGCCUCAACCAAAAUAUUGACCUAGGCGGUUUAGAUAAGUUGGUCUCCUGCCAUCUGAGCCGCCUUCCCCCUUCGGUCCAUGCGCUGAGCGCUGCCCCCGGGGCUGCGCGGGAGCGCAGGCUGCGCGGGGAGAGGGGGAGGGCACCUAUCCCAUAGUUAUCUGUAUUUUAUUUCUCCGCUGCCUCGCAAGGCAAUGGGUGGAAAACGCACUUUGGAGUGCGGGGAAUAUCGGUGCGAGGCUCUUUGUAUGUAAAUACAGGGCGUAAAAACAAGGGAAAAGAGAAAAUAACCCCCUCCCUUCUCCCGGCGAGCCACACACACCCACCCCCCCCCCGCACCCGCGGAAGGGCCCUCCCCACGCCGGUAAUUAACUGACACGUUAUACCACUCAUCACCAAUGGUGGAAGCUCGGAGCUCGCCCAAAACCCGCAAUUUCACAUCUGCAAACACUGUCUUCAUCCACUUGACUCCCAGGACCCGCCCACACGUGGCCAACCUUGCCCGGGUUUAAUGUAGGUUUUUUUUCUCCCUCCUCUCGGCAGGUUCAUGUGUGGGGACCAGCCUUACACGGACUGCUCGCUCCAGCAAUGGCUCGGCUUCUCCAAGCGGCAGGCGCGGGCUCGGGGUGUUUGAGCAACAGCCAGAAGUGAUUUAUUUUUUCCUUCCAUUUUUCUCCUUUUUUUUUUUUAUUUUUUUUCUUUUCCUUUUUUUUUUUUGGUAUUUUUCUUCGCUCCCUCUUUUUUCUAUUUUUAUUUUUAAUUUUUGGCGUGUCUCUCCCCUUUUCCCCCUGGAGUUACAAACUGUUUCCGAAGCUGCUCCCGCUCUCUGAAUUUCCCCCCGUGGCACGACAAGCCCGUCCGUGGAAACCACCACCGCAGAGAUCCACCGCGGCGGCUCCGCGUCUUCUUUUGCACCAACCGCUUCGGUUAUCUCCCUAUAAACCUGUGUUCCCGUUAUAUUUACCCCCCCUUCCACGCGUGCCUCCCCCCCACCCCGCCCCGCUCCCCGCGGCCGUGCGCGGCGGGGCUGUCGCCGCUCCGCGUGUGCGUGGCCCCCGUGACACGGCGGGUCGGCGGAGCCGCUCCUCCAACUUCCCCUGCCUAAAUUUGGCCGGAACAUGUCUCUGACCAACACAAAGACGGGGUUCUCGGUGAAGGACAUUUUGGACCUCCCCGACACCAACGAUGAGGACGGCUCCGCUGCGGAGGGGGGUGAGGAGGAGAGCGAAGCGCCGGAACCCCCCAGGAAAGCGGGGGUGCUGGGGCAGACCCCCUUGGACGCUGUGCAGACGCUGCCUUUGAAGAACCCCUUCUACGAUAGCAGCGAUAAUCCCUACACGCGAUGGCUGGCGAGCGCCGAGGGCAUCCAAUACUCCCUGCACGGGCUGGCGGCGGGAGGCGGCGGCCAGGACCCAUCGGCCAAGUCACCGGAGCCGUCGGCAGACGAGUCACCCGACAACGAGAAGGAAGCAGCGGGCGGCGGGGACGCGGGGAAGAAGAGGAAGAGGAGGGUGCUCUUCUCCAAGGCGCAGACCUACGAGCUGGAGCGGCGGUUCCGGCAGCAGCGGUACCUGUCGGCGCCGGAGCGGGAGCACUUGGCCAGCCUGAUCCGCCUCACCCCGACCCAGGUGAAGAUCUGGUUCCAGAACCACCGCUACAAGAUGAAGCGGGCCCGGGCCGAGAAAGCGCCCAGUCCCUACAGCAUAUGCAAUACAACGCCCAGUACAGCGCGGCCAGCAACCCCCAGUACCCCACAGCACACCACUUGGUACAAGCGCAGCAGUGGACUUGGUGAAGGCUGGAGGGGAGCGCGCAUCCCCCCGCACCCGCGUACCCCCCAUACGCGAAAAGAGGAGGAAAACCCCGAAAUAAUAAAGCGAGACAGAGAGGGAGACAGACUGAUGCUCCAAAAAUGAAACUCAAAACUGCGGGGGAAGGGAUGGAGAGGGAAACGCUAUUAUUAUUAUUAUUAUUAUUGCUAUUAUUAUUAUGUUGUUUGGAUUUGUUUUUUGGGGGUUUAGUUUGGUUCUUUUUUCCCUCUCCCGUUUCUUUCCCCCUCUAUUUUUUGGGGGGCGGCUCGGUUUCAUUUCGGGGGGAG